Myotis davidii is the source of this 1291-nucleotide messenger RNA. It is a transcript of the gene PKP1, whose product is annotated as plakophilin 1. The record is from RefSeq and is a predicted model, not a curated record. Gene Ontology annotation, biological process: intermediate filament bundle assembly; cell-cell adhesion; cell-cell junction assembly. NCBI's taxonomy places the organism in Eukaryota, Metazoa, Chordata, Mammalia, Chiroptera, Vespertilionidae. The annotation marks the transcript as partial. The transcript is spliced from 9 exons. Gene Ontology annotation, molecular function: cadherin binding. Gene Ontology annotation, cellular component: cytoplasm; nucleus; adherens junction.
CCGCACGGUCCUAACCCCUGCCUUUCCCUCAGGUUCCAUGUAUGACGGCCUGGCUGACAAUUACAACUACGGCACCGCCAACCGGAGCUACUACUCCAAGCUGCAGGCGGGCAGCGGCUCGUGGGGCUACCCGCUCUACAAUGGGACCCUCAAGCGGGAAGCCGACAACCGGCGCUUCAGCUCCUACAGCCAGAUGGAGAACUGGGGGCGAGCUGUUGCACAGAGGUGUCCCCAGCUGUGCCAGGUCGGGUGUGCAAAGAUGACGUCCCAACCCCUGCCCAGGGCCCCUGUAACCCUCCCCAUGGCCCCUCCCCACAGGAUCUGCAGUGAGGACAUUGAGUGCAGCGGGCUGACCAUCCCCAAGGCCGUGCAGUACCUGUGCUCCCAGGACGAGAAGUACCAGGCCAUCGGGGCCUACUACAUCCAGCAUACCUGCUUCCAGGACGAGUCGGCCAAGCAGCAGGUCUAUCAGCUGGGCGGCAUCAGCAAGCUGGUGGACCUCCUCCGCAGCCCCAACCAGAACGUGCAGCAGGCCGCGGCCGGGGCGCUGCGCAACCUGGUGUUCCGGAGCGCCCCCAACAAGCUGGAGACCCGCCGGCAGGGCGGCAUCCGCGAGGCCGUCAGCCUCCUGAGGACCACCCGGAGCACGGAGAUCCAGAAACAGCUGACUGGGCUGCUGUGGAACCUGUCCUCCACGGACGAGCUGAAGGAGGAGCUGAUCUCGGACGCCCUGCCCGUGCUGGCUGACCGCGUCAUCAUCCCCUUCUCGGGCUGGGGCGACGGCAACAGCAACCUGUCCCGGGAGCUGGUGGACCCCGAGGUCUUCUUCAACGCCACCGGCUGCCUGAGGAACCUCAGCUCGGCCGACGCUGGCCGGCAGACUAUGCGCAACUAUGCAGGGCUCAUCGACGCCCUGAUGGCCUACGUCCAGAACUGCGUGGCCGCCAGCCGCUGCGACGACAAGUCCGUGGAGAACUGCAUGUGUGUCCUCCACAACCUCUCGUACCGCCUGGACGCCGAGGUGCCCACCCGCUACCGCCAGCUGGAGUACAACGCCCGCAACACCUACACGGAGAAGUCCUCCACCGGGUGCUUCAGCAACAAGAGCGACAAGAUGAUGAACAACAACUACGACUGCCCCCUCCCCGAGGAGGAGACCAACCCCAGGGGCAGCAGCUGGCUGUACCACUCGGACGCCAUCCGCACCUACCUGAACCUCAUGGGCAAGAGCAAGAAGGACGCCACCCUGGAGGCCUGCGCGGGGGCCCUGCAGAACCUGACGGCCAGCAAG